AUGCAUUUUGCAACAGACAAAAGAAGUAUUCUUCCUGUUGGAGAUAUAUCGGAUACUAUCCCUGAUGAAGAGGCAGACAUUACUGUCCUUGAGGAACCUGAGCAUCGCACCUGGACUUGUGCUAAUGAUGCUGCUGCAACUCAAGAAUACCCUAAAUCUAUAGUUUGCAAUGUUCACGGUGUCAACCCUAAAUUUCUCGGUAUUGGUUUGAGAAAACAAGAACAUGAGGAGCAGCCAUUCACGAAAAGGAGCAAAGGGUACAAGGAGCUUCUUAAACUACUUACAAGAUACCAAAAGGAACUCGCUGGGUUACAGGUUGAUUUAUACGGUAGUGCAGAAGACUCUGAAGAGAUUAAAAAAGCAGUCGAGAAACUCGACCUGAAGGUUGAUGUAUACCCAGGACGUGAUCAUGCUGACUCACCAUUUCACAACUAUAUAGUUUUUCUCAAUCCGAGCACGACAGAUGUGGUUUGCACAACAACUGCAGAAGCCUUGGCAAUUGGAAAAACCAUAGUUUGCGCAAAUCACACAUCAAACGACUUCUUCAAACAGUUCCCUAACUGUAGAGUCUAUGACGAUGAUAAGGGUUUCGUUAGAGCCACGCUCAAGGCUUUUGGGGAACAACCAUCACAAUUAACAGAACAACAAAGACAUGAACUUUCAUGGGAUGCUGCUACUGAACGGUUUAUAAAAGCCUCAGAUCUUAACCGAUUAUCAAGAGCUGAUUCCAACUUAUCAAAGACAAGUGUGUUCGCGUCGUCUUCUAUGAGUGUGGGAAAACAAUUGGAGGACAUGUCUGCAUAUAUUUAUUUCUUGGCGUCUGGAUUUGAAGUUUCAAGAAGAGCUUUUGGUGCAAUCCCUGGAAGCUUGCAGCCAGAUGAAGAGUUGUGA
Thlaspi arvense is the source of this 891-nucleotide messenger RNA. The record is from the annotation of a GenBank genome assembly. NCBI's taxonomy places the organism in Eukaryota, Viridiplantae, Streptophyta, Magnoliopsida, Brassicales, Brassicaceae.